ACUAAAGAAAGGACUUCUUCUCUUGUUAAGCAAUACUGUUUCAACAGUGAAAACUUUGUCCUGCUCAUUUCACUUGUUUUUCUUUUGUUUGUUUAUUUUAUUUUAUUGCAGGAGCUGACGAGGUGUUUUUCAUUUGAAAGAAUACUUGAAUUUUGUUUGAAUUCACUGAGCAGCAAGCUUACAUUGGAAUCUGGAGGUGUCGGGAGAGGAGUGAACUGAACUUCUUAGGUGUCAAAACUAACAAGGAAAAGGCAGAAGGCACUAAGAAUAAACAACAUAUGAACAAUCUAUCUCAAAAUAUCAGAUUUUGUUUUAGCCAAUUUUGUCAUAUUGACUACCUUAAAGAAGAUUUCUCAAAAGCUGUUUUCUGGUGCAGCAAUAAAAUCCUUUGGUUGAAGAAAGCACCAUUUCAUUGAAAAUGGGUGAGAAGCAUUUGCUGAGAAGCAGACUUUGCUUGUGCUUAACAAUUCUGGCACACCUUCUACAUGCCACGACUGAGGAACCAGCACUGAAGACUAGAGGGGAAAAUGAAAAGCAAUUAGAUGAGACGUUGCUGCAGUCUGAUGAAACACUCAAGCACCAUCAAAGAGUAAAGAGAGGCUGGAUCUGGAACCAGUUUUUUGUUCUGGAAGAAUACACAGGUUCAGAGCCUUUGUACGUUGGCAAGCUUCAUUCAGACAUGGACAGAGGGGAUGGAUCUAUCAAAUACAUCUUAUCAGGAGAAGGAGCUGGCACUAUGUUCACUAUAGAUGACAAUACCGGUGAUAUCCAUGCGAUCCAGAGGCUGGACAGGGAAGUGAAAGCCCAGUAUAUUCUACGGGCUCAGGCACUGCAACGCCGCACAGGCAUGCCCUUGGAACCCGAGUCAGAGUUCAUUGUUAAAAUCCAGGACAUUAAUGAUAACGAACCCCAGUUUCUGGAUGGGCCCUACACAGCGUCUGUACCUGAGAUGUCAGUGAUAGGUACCUCUGUUCUGCAAUUGACAGCUACAGAUGCAGAUGACCCCACUUAUGGCAACAGUGCCAGGGUUGUCUACAGUAUCCUACAGGGACAGCCUUACUUUUCUGUGGAGCCCAGAACAGGUAUCAUCCGAGUGACUCUGCCAAACAUGGACCGGGAAGCCAAGGAGCAUUACGAAGUGAUUAUACAAGCCAAAGAUAUGGGCGGGCAGCUGGGAGGCUUAGCUGGGACUACGAAUGUCAAUAUCACCCUUAGUGAUGUCAAUGAUAAUCCACCACAAUUUGCACAGAAGCUGUACCAGAUGAGUGUGGCAGAGUCAUCCCCAGUUGGUUCCAUAGUAGGUCAAGUGAGGGCCAAGGACCUGGAUGAAGGGAUCAAUGCUGAAAUGAGAUACACCAUCAUUGAUGGGGACGGGAGAGACACAUUUGACAUCAGUACUGAUCCCACAAAACAAGUUGGCAUUAUAACCAUCAGAAAACCUCUAGAUUUUGAAGGUAAGAAGAGCUACACCUUAAAAGUAGAGGGAGCCAACACACAGCUGGACCACCGUUUCCUGAGGAUGGGUCCAUUCAGCGACGUAACCAUCGUACACAUCAGCGUAGAGGAUGUAGACGAGCUCCCACAAUUUGAUUCCAAAUUCUAUUAUGUGGAGGUGCCUGAAGAUGUGGAGAUUGGUACUGUCUUCCAGACAGUCUCUGCCAAGGACCCAGAUGUGUCUAAUAACUCUGUGAGAUAUUCCAUUGAGAGGAACAGUGACCCUGGGAGAUACUUCUACAUCGACAUCACAUCAGGGGCUCUAAUGACUGCAAGGCCCUUGGACCGCGAAGAGGUCUCCUGGCACAACAUUACUGUUAUGGCUAUGGAAAUGAACAACCCCUCACAAAUUGGAAGUGUGUCAGUCACUGUGAAAGUCAUAGAUGUUAACGACAACGCGCCAGAGCUGGCAAAGUACAGUGAAGCCUUUGUCUGUGAAAACACUAAAGCUGGACAGCUGAUUCAGACAGUAACUGCCGUGGACCUAGAUGACCCACUUGGAGGUCAACAUUUCUACUAUAGCCUGGCACCCGAGGCAGCUAACAACCGUAACUUCACACUCAGAGACAACCAAGACAACACAGCCUGGAUAGUGACCCGACGAGGAGGUUUCAGCCAGCAAGAAUGGAGCAUUUAUUACCUACCAAUACUAAUAUCAGAUGGGGAACAGCCUGUGCAGAGCAGUACCAGUACCCUGACGAUCCGUGUGUGUAGCUGUGACACACAGGGGAAUGCCAUGUCAUGCACUGCUGAGGCCUACACGCUUCCUGUUAGCCUAAGCAGAGGAGCUCUCAUUGCAAUUCUAGCCUGCAUUUUUGUGUUACUUGUGAUGGUCCUGCUCAUCCUGUCCCUGCGGAGCCAGAGGAAGAAGCCCUAUCUGACAGACGCGGAGGAGAAUGUACACGAGAACAUUGUGCGCUACGAUGAUGAAGGUGGCGGAGAGCAGGACACUGAGGCCUUUGACAUUGCCGCCAUGUGGAACCCGAGAGAAUCUGUGAAGUUCAGGCAGGACAUGGUGCCGGAAAUUGAGAGCCUGUCCCGCUAUGUGCCUCAGAACUACAUGGGGGACAGUAACGUUCACGGCUAUGUGCUGGCCAAGCUGUAUGAGGCCGAUGUGGACCCCAGCGCGCCCCCCUACGACUCCCUACAGACAUAUGCCUAUGAAGGUGAGGGGUCCGUGGCGGAUUCUCUCAGCUCCUUGCAGUCUGUCACCACGAAUACCGACCAUGACUAUGACUAUCUCAGCGACUGGGGGCCCCGCUUUAAAAAACUGUCUGACAUGUAUGGGGUUUCAGAGAUGGACAAUGCUUUAUGGUAGCCAUUUAGACUGUGGAACUAGUUCUACAGUAUUUCACAAAUACCACGCGAGCUGAGAAAGUGUGAGUGAAUAUUUCUCAAGAAUAUGCAGGAUUUGUAGUAUUGCAUCUAAUGAGAUCAAACUCCUGUGCAAGAGAAAAAUAACAUGUUCUUCUGUAACGCUCAUUCACACUAAUCUGGUAUUUCGUAUACAGAAGAACUUAGCAAUGUGCUGCUAAGAUAUUUUAAGUAUUGUGGUUGAUUGUAAGAAAGAUCGCAUAUUACUGGACUAGGCGGCCCAUCCUGUGCAUUUAAAUUGGGACUUUAUGGCAAGAAUCCCUUAUUAUGUGUACAGCCUCAUAGUAAACAAAUUCUGCAAAUUCUGUGUAUUUCCAAUAAUGUACAUCCAUUUUUUUUUUUUAAUUUAGGGUUGCAUAUACAUUUCCUGCUCAUAUUUAUUGAAAUACAGUAUUUAUAUUUUAUAUAAAUUAUUGGAAAUAUUAGAGGCUUAUUCCUGUGAUUUUCAAAACAUGUAAAUGCUAUGGUUCCAUCUAAUUAUGAUGUAGCUGUGUAAGAUAAACAGUGUAAAUUAUAACCUGCUAAGUAUGUGUAAAAAGCCUCCCACAUGCUGAAACCUGAUAGGUUGAGUAUUGCUGGAAGUGCUUGUUUCUCUAGUUGUAACGUAAGGGAUGACUGUAUUGCCUGACAGUCUUUAACUUCCCUGUUUUUUUUUUUUUUUGUUUGUUUUGUUUUUUGUUACUAAGCAACCACAUAUUGUUGUACAAAUGGGAGCUCAAACACAUUAUAUUUACACAGUGAAGCCAGGGCUCCUAUCUACUGAGCUACCCACAGAGAUGUUUACAUGUUUUGUAAAAAUGUUUAAAUAUAGUUUUCAGUCACCAUGAACUCAGUAAACCACUAGUUGUGUGCAGUGUAUAAAUGGGAUUAAUUCAAACUCAGGUGCUUGAGUUUAAAGGGAGGCAAAACAUGUAUACAAAUGACUGUUUGUAAAUCAGUAGACUGGCAUCUAACCUUAUCUGCAGAGUUAUCUUUGAGCCCUAAGUAGGAUGAGCAAACUUUGUUCUGGACUGUAUAGCUGUGAAACCAUUGAGGAUUCAAAUUGGCAGUUAAUUUGAUGAUCUGCUAGUGCCAAAUGCAAAGUAAACCUUCUUCAAGAGAAAGCCAAAUAUGGAAAGGAAAAAAUAUGUCGUACAGUAAGGAGGGCUCAGACCUGUUAUGUCUGUCUGUCUGAGCAAUGUUUACAGGGGAAAUCUACUUGAAUUUCACACAGUAAAGAACAAUGUUACAGAUAUUUGAAUGUAUAUACAUAUAUAUUUUGUAUAUUUGGUAAUAAAAAACAUUUUUGUAAAUACCUGUAGGUAUGUUGUACUGAACACCGAUAUUGUAGUACUUCUUUUUUUUCCUAGUUCCAACUCUUUCUCACUCUUGGAACAGAUGGAAGACUGUAUGUGAGUAAUGUUUGCUUGCUUACUUAACUUAAUCAGUUAUAGAGAGGUUAGCAAGCAGCAUAUUGGUAUUGUAUAUUCUUUCAGUGUUUUUUUUUUUUUUUCACAGCAGCACAAGGAAAUAGUGUUGAGGUCACUGUUCAACAUUCUAAGGACCAUACCACCCAAAAUCACCCAAUCAUCAAACUAGUCUUCAAAAAGAAAGAAAAAUACUAUGAUAUAUACCCCAGAUAAAUGUUACUGUAUACCACAGUUAUUGUAAAUACCAAUGGUUUCUAGAAAGCAAGCAUAAAAUACAAUACAAUAUUAUCCAUAAAAUUCAAUCAUCCUCUAUUCAUCAGGUCUUUGAUAACAAUUUUGUAAAUCAGAAUAAAAUUACACUACAUUUGAAUUCAAUUAGAUUUUUUUUAAAGAAAAAUGAACAUUUCCAUUGUUCCCUAUGGGAAGCAAUCCAUUUAGGGACUCAUACACGUUUAGGGAUACUUUUCAGUUGGCCACUCACCCCCAUUUCUAUACUGUAGAAAAUUAAUGCAUGCUUUUGAAAACAGUGUUGGUGGCUAUUCUAUCCGGACAGCAUCGUAACACAAACCGUAUUUAAAUUAUAUAUGGUAAACAAUAUCUAUCAAAAUAGUACAAUUCCAUCAUUACAGUGAACUCCAGGGUCUAGUACUAUACCAGGGUAAAUAAAGCUUUGUUUGUAAGUGUAACAGGCAGUGUUGUGCACUACACUGCCAUGACAGAUUUUGACACCUAUUCCGUCAUAACUAACUAGCUACUUCCCCUUUCGACUAACAAGCUGGGCAAACAUUGAUAUGCUUUGACCCCUAAGACACUGAAAUGGCCUAAAAACAGUAACAGACAAAAGUGAGAGCUUUCUGUAAAUUGGUAUGGUACCAAAAAAAGAUUUGUUUUGAACAACAAUAUCAGCCAGAUUACAACAUACACCUGAAUUGAAAAUCCAAUCUAAUGAUCAAAUAGCAUUAUUUAAUGAAUCUAGACAUUUUGUUAAACUAGUAUAUGUCCUUUUAAUGAGGAAAACUUUAAUCAAAGUGAUAUAGUUGCAAAAAAAAAAAGGGGGUUCAUGGUGUAAAUAUUUGAUUAACUUAGCUUGCAAUGGCUGUACAAAAAUAAUUCAAACUUCUAUAGUGGUUUCUGUUCAGACUCCAGUGAUCCUAUUAUAGCUUUGCAGAUUCCUUCCCUUUUCACCAUGUAUUUGUUCCUGACACCACCUAACUCCUGUUUGCAGCAAAUUUGUUUUGCACAGUCUAUGGUGGUGUGACAGUUUAAAUAGAUUUCAAAGUCUAAAAUGCAUUAUAGUAUGAAAAACUAAAUAAAAAAUCACCUUUAUAUUGUUUAAUAUUCGUUCUUGAGUACAAUCUUUGUUUUUUGUGAUUUAUAGUAAGUUAAUUAAUAAGUGUGCCGUAUGUUAUUCUAACAAAAAUGACUUCAUGCUGUAUGAGAAGACAGCUUUGCUUUGUGGUCCUCUCACUCAAACUAGAGACACUCUACACACAGUGUAUUAAUUUAUAUUACAAUGCUGUAUUAUCGUGUGAUGUUAGAGUGUGAUUAGCUGUGUUCAGAAACAUUUUUCCACUUGACUGGAGUCAAUACUGUGAACUUAGGUAGAUUUAUUAAAAUGUCAUAGAUUUUUGCCACCUCAUUUCCAUUGUGUGCUGUAUCAGUACAAUUCCAAAUAGAAGUUAAUAAGGCUCACAGUACAUUACAUUUGUGUCUGUCCCCUUAGGUAAUACUAUGCAUUUUCAUUUUUACCAUUAUUAGCUACAGCAUGAUCAGUCUAAGAUCAAAGUCUUGGCUCUAAAUGUCUGCUCAGAAUUCACAAUUUAAAACAGAUUUGGGCUCAUCUUCCUUGAAAUAAAUUACACACGUGUGAAACUGUCCAGUGGCACGCUGGAAUCAUCUUAAUUGCAGAAUGACACUUUUAAUAAGAACAUUUCUACUGCUUACCAUGUGGGUCUAGUAAAGCUUUUGUAAUUUGAUUUGAAGUAACACUUGGACUGAUUAAAGUAAACAGUGUCAGUACAUACUUCCCAAGGUACGCAAGCAGAAGUUUACAUCAUAUCUAUCAGUUUAUAGGACAGAAUUAAAGACAUAGUUGCAGUCAUUUAGUUAUAUCAACAAGACUGGUAGGCCUAAUACAAACACACCAGUAAUAAAAUGUGCAAAUAUGUUUUUUGGUCCAUUAAUCAUGUCUAUCAAUGUUUUGCUUCCCUUUUGUUUUGCUUUUUUAAAGCUAUUUUUCAUAUCUGAAAAAAAAUGUUUUUAGAUAUGAUGAAACAUUUUGUUGAAAGGAUCUGUAUCACUUAUGGUUAGAAGUUAAAGCAAUGCCACAGGGAAAGGGUUCACUUUUCGAGACAACACUGGUAAUGGAAAUUAACUAAGAACAUGCAAGAAUACAGCUGUGUUCCAAACAUUAAGACAAUAACGCGAAGUGUACUGCCUCUAUACAAUAGAACUUUAAUAUGGAAGCCAAAUUUGGUCAUUGUCAUAGUUGUAGUAGCAGAUUUGCAAACUCGUACAAGCUCCCCUCACUGGUAUGCUUAACAAAUAUAUUUGGUACCAAACUAGGUUAAACAAUGUACUCAUUUUGCUUGCCUUACUUUCAUAUAGUCACUAAAACAACUUUCUAGGUCAAUUCACUGCAGUAGAUUGAUCAAUGGCAGGAUAGAAGACAUUGACAUAGAAAGUACAAGAACAGGCAACCAAAAGUAAGGCAUGAAAACUGAGAAUUUUCUUCAACCCAGUAUAGUAGCAGAAUGUUGUUGUUUUUUCUUUUUUUUUUAAUGGCACGUCUUUCAAAACUGAUCAGAUAAAUAACUACAGCACAUUUCCAUUCUUCCAACAUCAUGAUCCUUCUUCAGUAAUCAGUAAAGGAGGAAUAUAAAAACAGCCAAUUAAGACGAUAAACUCCUAUAAAACUAAAUUAUUGGAGAGGUCCUGCAGAUGGUGAGUUCAUAUGGUGCAUAUUACAAAAUAAAAAAAUGAGAAGAAACUAAUUUAUUGUAUUACUUUGCAUAGUCUUUAGACAGCUUCCCAUUGUACAAUAAUCUGUCACUGUCUGGGGCAUGUUGCUUGCAACUAUUUUUGCAGAUUGAUGAGCUGUAUGUUGAAAAAGACAUUUCAUUGAAAUAUGUGUCUAAUUGACUUGUUUCCCUAAGCUGACUGUUUAAUGUUAUGGAUGGAUAUAAUAUUCACCACACUUCAACACAGUCUAUAUCAGUGAUCUGAACCCAGAUAGUUUGUGAUACAAAACAGUUUAACAGAAGAACUUUCAGGAAAACAUGCUGUAUACAUAUUUUACAGUUGUUCAUGUAUAUAUUUUUGGUUGUUUCUGGGUCUACUGCAAUAUUGAGUUGUAUUCCUUUGUUUUGUUUACAGUAGAGGCUUUUAGUUAACUGAGUGCUAGCAGCAUGCCUAAUGUGUUUGACUGCUUCACAUCAAAACAAAACAUGUUGCUGUGACUUUUCCUCUCUGCUGGCUCCACCAAACACAUAACGGUAGAAAAUUAUGUAAAGAAACAACUUAUUUUAUUGUUAUUCAUAUUGAACAAAAUCCUAUCUUAUUAAAACUCUACAAUACAUAAAACGGUAUAUCUUAUUAUUAUGCGGCCUACUGUAAAUGAUUCAGAAUGGAAAGCCUAUGUUAUGCGUAACAACAUACUUUUGUAACCUUAGCAAUGCCCCAGGACAAUUUAAUCAUCUCAUUUCAACCUCAGUAAUGCUUGUGUAAUUCAUUUAGUCAUUGUAUUAGUGACUUUGAGUCACAACAAUUAAACCCAGUAAAUGGUUACAAUAAUUGCAAUUGCUUGAUACUGUAUAUA
This is a messenger RNA of Polyodon spathula (Mississippi paddlefish), 8094 nucleotides long. RefSeq names its product cadherin-20-like. NCBI's taxonomy places the organism in Eukaryota, Metazoa, Chordata, Actinopteri, Acipenseriformes, Polyodontidae. Gene Ontology annotation, biological process: homophilic cell-cell adhesion; multicellular organism development; cell morphogenesis. The record is from RefSeq and is a predicted model, not a curated record. Gene Ontology annotation, molecular function: cadherin binding; calcium ion binding. The transcript is spliced from 12 exons. Gene Ontology annotation, cellular component: adherens junction; plasma membrane; catenin complex. The coding region runs from base 419 to 2812 and encodes 797 amino acids.